UUUACGGCACACUUUCGAUUUAACGUCCAAACACGUCGCUAUAUAAGAAAUAACCACAUACGUAUGACAUAUUAUACUUACGUACAUAUUAUAUCGAACACGACGUCUCGUUUGGGUGACUUCACAUUAUUAUUUUCAUUGUUGUAAUGCGUUAUACUAUUAGUACUUAGUACUAUUUACACCGCGAAACAGUUACAAUAUUGUUAUAAUAUUAUAAUAUUAUUUAGACGGAUUAAUAAUAUUAUCUGCUAGUACGCAUCCGCGCGCACCAAUCGUAUCGAAUUCCCGACAUCGUUCAGUAUAUAUACUUAUAACAGCAUGGAUUCGGCCAAAUUCAACAUUGCUUUGGUUAUAUUGCAAUUGACCGGAAUGUGCAUGUGCCAAAAGCUCGGUGCGGUUUACCGGAGACCGGUGACCCCGGACAGGCAGAUCGCAGUCGCCCAGCAGCAGUUCGCGAACGAAGCGGCGCAACAGUCGAUGACCGCCGGCGACGCUUACCAACAGUACCCGGAACAACAGUACAACUACCCGACGCAGCCGUACUACUAUCCGUCUCAGCAGAAACAGACCUUGGAGAAGCAACAGCAGGCUAGGUUGGAGCAACAACAGCUCCAGCUCCAGCAGUUGCAGCAGCUCCAGUCGCCGUACAAGCAACAGCCCCUGUCGGCCUGGGAUUACUAUCAACCGGCGGCGUCACCGCAGCAAUACAGCAGUGAAUACCAACAGCAAGUGCAGCAACUGCAGCAAUUGCAGCAGCUACAGCAGCAGCAACCGCUACAACAGCAAUUGCAGCAGCAGUAUUACCAGACCGCGGAGAAACCACUGUUCAGGCCUGCGACCAUACCGGUGAACGAGGCGCCCGCCGAGGGUCCGCAGCAACAGAAGCCGAACUUGAACUUGUACCAGCAGCAAAACGGAGCGUCGGCCAAUCAGCAAUUGCCAAACCCGCUGGGAGUGUACUACUCUUCGGCCGCUGACGUGUCGAAAUUUCAAUUCUCGGGCAACGGCGUUAGCUAUUCGUACUGAAUAAUGUGUGAAUUUUGUUAUGUUUUUAUUUUAUUUUAUUAUUGUUUUUUUUUUUUGUUUUGUUUUUAUUUUUAUUAAUA
This is a messenger RNA of Melanaphis sacchari, 1106 nucleotides long. Its product is annotated as transcription factor SPT20 homolog. Bases 319 to 1026 code for a protein of 235 amino acids. NCBI's taxonomy places the organism in Eukaryota, Metazoa, Arthropoda, Insecta, Hemiptera, Aphididae. The record is from RefSeq and is a predicted model, not a curated record. The transcript has 2 exons.